Trematosphaeria pertusa is the source of this 1467-nucleotide messenger RNA. RefSeq lists its product as uncharacterized. The record is from RefSeq and is a predicted model, not a curated record. NCBI's taxonomy places the organism in Eukaryota, Fungi, Ascomycota, Dothideomycetes, Pleosporales, Trematosphaeriaceae. The transcript has 2 exons. The coding region runs from base 1 to 1434 and encodes 477 amino acids.
AUGCGGAUCAUUCGCCAAUUUGCGACCAAGAUCAAGUCUUCUAAAACCGAAUCUGAUGACGACGACGACGAUGAUGAUAAUGAGGGCGAUGAUGACAACGAAAAUAGCAGCAAUAGCAAUAACAAAGGAGACGAAGGGUCAGCCCCCGACCGCAGCGAUUGGGCUCCUAUCCGCGCAAUUUCCGACCAGUCGCUGCAGCUUCUCAUGCUCGACUGCCUCGAUCCAUCCCACACGAUAGAUCUCGAUUGCUCCUGUGUACUAGGCCGUACGGAGGGUGGCUACCAUCACGUCGCCAUCGUUGGACUUUAUCGCCAUCGGAAGGUUGAGCAGUACAUCAUCCGAAUCCCUGCUCAUGGCACUGCAGCUCUGUGGCGGGAAGAGGAUGAAUACAUGUUGGACCGCGAGGUCGAAAUCAUGCAGCAUAUUCGCCUGAACACUUCGGUCCCUGUGCCUGAGAUCUUCGGCUACUCUUCCAGCAUGUACAAUGACCUCGGCGCUCCGUAUAUCCUGAUGGAGAAGCUUGAGGGCAAUGAUGCUUAUGAUAUCUGGUUCGACCAGCCCUAUAAUGAAGAGAACGCCUGGGUUGCUGCUGAUUGCCCUUCGGAUGAAACCCACAAGAAGCGCGUCAACUUCCUCAACUCGCUAGCCCGAAUCAUGACCGAGCUACAGCGUCUCGAAUUUAACCAGGUUGGCACGCCGAUCAUCCCAAAGCCUCACAAGAAGCAAAACGAAACCUUCGUCAUCCACCACCACGACAUGGACCUCCAAAACAUACUAACGGACGACGAUGGCAAUGUUGUCGGCAUUAUCGAUUGGGAUGGCGCCUUCGCCGCACCCCGUUGCAUCGGCCCUGCCGCAGCGCCCAAGUUUUUACGACGCGAUUUCUUUCCAGAUUUCAGCCACAUGAUUGACAUCACACCCCACAUGUCUUGGAACACAGGCUACUAUCGCAACAUCUACGCGCAGGCCAUGGUGGCAGCGCAGAACCCCGACGCCAAGUACACUACCAAAUCUGCCCUGUACCAAGCCGCGAUCGCCGCGAUCUACGAAGGUGGCGAUGUCUUCGAUUUCACUGAUAAGAUCCUUCGCGAGAUCCCCGGCUUCCGGAUGAACACGGAUGCGUUUAAGUGUACGUUGGGUAAGGGCUGGCCGGCUGCGGAACGCUUCCUGAAGCGCGAGAUCCGGAAGAUUAUGGCCCCUGAGCUGCCGAAGGAGAACUACUGGGGCGGCGUUGACAUCGAGAUGGUUGACUCAUCCACUUCGACUUCCUCAACGGAUUCGGAUUCUAGCCCAUGCCAUUCCCUCACUUCGGAAACGUCGCUGUUGUCGUCUCAGUCAAGCAACGGCGAUUCAGCGGACGGCUACCCGUCGCGGGGUAAGGGGGAUAACUCUAAAGUCGAUCCGGCGCCGCUGGCUGUGGCUGAAUGUGGUUGAGUGGAAUGGGUAAGGGAAUUUGCUAUUCGCUCU